UGGGGCUCUGGGCGGUGGCUGUGACCUCUGCACAGGGCCUCCUGGGUGCCUGUCCCUGAGCAGGUUGUGUAGGUACCUUACCUCAGUGGUGAGGAAGCCCAGGCCCGCCAAGGGGAGGUGAUGUUUCCACCUGGUGAGAGGCGAGGUGGGGACCUGCGCUACCUGUGCCCUCACCGGUGCGUCUAAUAAAACAAGAUGGGCUUGGCACCUGGUGGCCCACAGCCUCAGUGUAAGCAGACCACAGGCCUCAGCACAGAGCUGCCCAGCCGGGCCCGAGCCACUGCUGAUGUGGCGCCCUGGAGCAGGAGGCCUUUGUGAGGCGGCCCCGGGCGUGGGCAGCAGGUUCCGUCGUCCUGCCCACCGGGGGGAGGGGCAGGCAGAAGCCGGGAUCUGGGACCCCGCGGAAGAUGGUUCUCACCAUGCUGGGGGCUUUGCACCCCAGGGCCGGGCUGAGCCUCUUCGUCCUGUACCUCGUCCUGGCAGCCGCGCUUCUCCGCCCCCAGCCACUGAGGUAACUCCUGGGGGCCCCGGGCCAGCGGCCUGGAAGUGGGGGGUGCUCUGCGGGCCAGCCCCUCCGUGGUGUCAGGGGCCCCCCCACCCUCAGAUAUUGCUCCCUGUUCUGGGAGGUGGUGGCUGCUCCCUGGCCAGCGCUGAGCACCCCAACUUCUCCCACAGGCCUCAGCGAUCCGUUCCUGAGGAGUUUUCGGCCCCCCUGGAACUCUCGGAGCCGCUCUCCGGCCUGGUGGACGACUACGGUGUCCGACCGAAACACCCGUGGCCUCGGGGGCCCCGACCCCUGCUCUCCCGGGCCCAGCAGCGCAAGCGAGAUGGGCCCGACAUGGCCGAGUACUACUAUGACUCACGCCUGUGACGGGAA
This is a messenger RNA of Dama dama (fallow deer), 877 nucleotides long. It is a transcript of the gene FREY1, whose product is annotated as Frey regulator of sperm-oocyte fusion 1. Lineage: Eukaryota; Metazoa; Chordata; Mammalia; Artiodactyla; Cervidae. Bases 287 to 871 code for a protein of 194 amino acids. The transcript has 2 exons. The record is from RefSeq and is a predicted model, not a curated record.